UAAGAAACAGAAGUUUAAGAAACAGGUGCCGGUAUUUCCUGCUUAAUUGCUCCAAAGUGUGGCGUCACUCUGUGAUAUAAGGCUCUGUUGAAAAGCAUUUAUGUUGUUGGGAGUUUGGAGAGGCUUGGAAUGUGGGUGUGUGAGUUUACUGAUAAAGCGUGGUUAAUUUAAAUUAGUAAGUCUGUAGGAAAAAAGGUUUUAUGCUAACAGAGAGUUUUGAGUCUGUUUGCUUUAUUUUUCUUUCUGUUAGAGCGAAGCCAACCAUUUGUUUUCUGUAAACUGCUAGUGAGGGGUUACACGAAUUAAAAACUAGGUUGUAAAAGCCUUUUUGACUCCUGGUGACCUGCUUCAGCCAAGUCAGUUUCUGUUGCAUAUUUUUCUUUUAACUUUGCCGGAAGCAUACUUCUAUGGGCAACUGGAAAACUGGGGUGUGAGUUUUACAUUUAGCACCUUUCAGUACCCAGUUUUUCCCAAUACUUGUCCAACUUGGAUGGCCGUUCCCAGAGGGUGUUACUUGAGGAAUGUGUUUCAGCCCCAUGGAAGCUUCAGUGGGGUUCCGGAGGGCCCAAUCCAAUCCCCCUUGUUGUUUAACAUCUACAUGAAAUCGCUGGCAGGAGUUAUCCAGAGGUUUGGAGUACGUUGUCAGCAGUAUGCUGAUGACACUCAGCUCUAUUUCUCCUUUCUAUCUGCAGGUGAGGCAGUGGAAGUGCUGGACCAGUGUCUUGCCUUGGGAAUGGACUGGAUGACAGCCAAGAAAUUGAAGCUCAAACCAGAUAAGGCUCAGUUAGUGGGUGGUUCCCUAGAGCAGAUGGCUGGAAGGUUGCCUGCUUUGGAUGGGGUUACACUUCCGCUGACGCAGCAGGUUGGUAGCUUGGGGAUACUCCUGGAUCCUUUGCUGUCACUUGAGGCUCAGAUGGCCUGGAGUGGCUUUCAUCAGCUUUGGCUGGUGGCCCAGCUAUGCCCCUAUCUGGACAGGGAUAACCUAUCUACUGUUGUCUAUGUCUGGCAACAUCAAGAUUAGAUACAGAUAUGCAUUAUAUGUAGGACUGGCUCUGAAGACAAUUUGGAAACUUCAGCUAGUGCAGAAUUCAGCAGAUAGGUUGCUCACUGAAACAAGGCGGUUUGAGCAUUUUGCACCCAUCCUUGUCUGACUGCAAUGGCUACCAAUUAGUUACCGGGCCCAAUUCAAAGUGCAGAUUUUGACUUACAAAGCCUUAAAUGGCUCAGGACCACAAUAUUUAUAGGACUGCAUCUUUCCGUAUGAACCUACCCGGACCCUGAGAUCAUAUUCUAAGGCCCUCCUUUGUGGGCCUCCUCCUCAAGAGGUCCGGAGAGUAGCAGCACAGGAACAGGGCCUUCUCUGCAGUGGCUCCCCAUCUGUGGAAUGCUCUCCCCAGGAAAGUUCGCCUGGCAUCUUCAUUAUACAGUGGUGCCUCGACUUACGGAUUUAACAUGAUUUCCCAUAGGAAUGCAUUGUAAACUGAAAAAUUCGUAAGUCGAAGCAACCCUAUCUAAAAAUUCGUAAGUCGAAAAAUUCCUAUCUAAAACGGCCAUGGGUUUUUUCCGGAUGUCAAGACAUUCAUAAGCGUGUGGCCAUUACCCCCAUUCGUAAGUCGAAAUAUUCGGUUGUCGAGUCAAUUGUAAGUUGAGGUACCACUGUACACCUUUAUGCGCCAGGCCAAAAUGUUCCUUUUUACAGGCUUUUGGUUGAUAUGUUUGACAUCCUUUACCCUAUUAAAAAUGUGGCCCUUUUUGGGGUGGGGUGUUAGUGGGUUGUUGUUUCAUUCUGUGAUUUUUUUUCUGAGAACCACGCUGAGACCUAUGGGUAUAGGACGGUAUAUAAACUCAAUAAAUAAUAAUACUAAUAAUAAUACUUUCAUUUUUUGUACCCCACACAUCUGACUGGGUUGCCCCAGCCACACUAACUGGCUUCCAACAAAUGUAAAAGCAGAAUAAAACAUAAAACAUUCAAAACUUCCCUAUAUAUGGCUAUCUUCUUAAAGUUGUAUAGUUGUUUAUUUGACAUCUGACGGGAGUGCGUUCCACAGGGUGGGCAUCACAACCAAGAAGGCCCUCUGCCUCGUUCCCUGUAUCUUCACUUUGUGCAGUGAGGGAACCUCCAGAAGGCCCUGGGACCUUGAUCUCCGUGUCCUGACUGAAUGAUUGGGGUGAAUAAAUGCUCCUUUAGCAUUUCAUCAGUUUGCCUUUUUAUUCCAUCAGGAGAUGUUGAAGGGAUGCUGGCAGAAGGGGAACAAUCAGAAGUGUCAUCAAAAGGAUCCAAAGAGGAGGAAGAGCAAAGGAAGCAGAGGGUUCAAGAUGGAGGCAGCAGGCAAGAGGGGAGACGAAAGCACAAGCCGGAGGGUGACUCUGCUACAUCUCAGGGUGGUGACAAUCAAAUUCACAGAGAGGAGAAAAGGCAUGAAUGUAAAGUGUGUGGAAAGAGAUUGGGUAGUCACUCAACUCUGAACUCACAUCAAAGAGUGCACACAGGGGAGAAACCGUAUACAUGUUCCGAGUGUGGAAAGAGCUUCGGUUACAGUAGCAGCCUUACAUCACAUCAACAAACUCAUACAAGUGAGAAACCGUAUAAAUGUUUGGAGUGUGGAAAGAGUUUCAGUUGGAACAGAGCCCUUACUAGACACCAAAGAUGUCAUACAGGGGAGAAACAGUAUACAUGUUCCAAGUGUGGGAAGAGUUUUGGUUACAGCAGCAGCCUUAUGUUGCAUCAACAAACUCAUACAAGUGAGAAACCGUAUAAAUGUUUGGAGUGUGGAAAGAGCUUCAGUUGGAGUAGAGCCCUUACUAGACACCAAAAAUGUCAUUCAGGGGAGAAACAGUAUACAUGUUCCAAGUGUGGAAAGAGCUUUGGUUACAAUAGCACCCUUAAGUCACAUCAACAAAUUCAUACAAAGGACAAACCAUAUAAAUGUUUAGAGUGUGGAAAGAGCUUCAGUUGGAGUGGUAGCCUUACUAGACACCGAAGAACUCAUACAGGGGAGAAACCGUAUACAUGUUCAGAAUGUGGAAAGAGCUUCAGUGACAGUGGUUACCUUACUACCCACCGAAGAACUCAUACAGGGGAAAAACCGUAUAAAUGUUUGGAGUGUGGUAAGAGCUUCUGUGAUAGUGGGAGCCUUACUAACCACCGAAUAACUCAUACAGGAGAGAAACGUUAUAAAUGUUUUGAAUGUCAAAAGAGCUUCCGUCAAAGUGGUUCCCUUAUCUUGCACCUACGAACUCAUACAGGGGAGAAACCGUAUACAUGUUCAGAGUGCGGAAGGAGCUUCAGUCACAGUGCUACCCUUACUAACCACCAAAGAACUCAUACAGGGGAGAAACCGUAUACAUGUUCAGUGUGCGGAAGGGGUUUCAGUAAGAAUUGUAACCUUACGUCGCAUAAAAGAUUUCAUACAGGGGAGAAACCGUAUACAUGUUCAGAGUGUGGAAAGAGCUUCAGUCAGAGUGGUGUCCUUACUAAACAUCAAAGAGUGCACACAGGGGAGAAACCGUAUACAUGCUCCGAGUGUGGAAAGAGCUUCAGUGACAGGAGUUCCUUUAGGAGACACCGAAGAACUCAUACAGGAGAGAAACCGUAUACAUGUUCAGAGUGUGGAAAGAGCUUCAGUCACAGUAACAGCCUUAUGUCGCAUCAAAGAACUCAUACAGGGGAGAAACCGUAUACAUGUUCAGAGUGUGGAAAGAGCUUCAGUCGCAGUAGCAGCUUUAUAGCGCAUCGAAGAACUCAUACAGAGGAGAGACCGUAUAUAUGUUCAGAGUGUGGAAGGAGCUUCAGUCGGAGUGUUCUCCUUACUAACCACCAAAGAACUCAUACAGGGGAGAAACCGUAUACAUGUUCAGAGUGUGGAAGGAGCUUCCGUCAAAGUGGUGGCCUUACCUCGCAUCAAACAAUUCAUACAGGAGAGAAACGUUACAAAUGUUUUGAAUGUCAAAAGAGCUUCAGUGCCAGUAGUUCCCUUAUGUUGCAUCUACGAACUCAUACAGGAGAGAAACCGUAUAAAUGUACAGAGUGUGGAAAGAGCUUCAGUCACAGUGGUUACCUUACUAACCACCGAAGAACUCAUACAGGGGAGAAACCGUAUACAUGUUCAGAGUGUGGAAGGAGCUUCAGUAAGAAUAGUGGCCUUACAUCGCAUAAAAGAUCUCAUACAGGGGAGAAACCGUAUAGAUGUUCAGCAUGUGGAAAGAGCUUCAGUAAGAAUAGUGGUCUUAUAUCACAUAAAAGAUGUCAUACAGGGGAGAAACCGUAUACAUGUUCAGAGUGUGGAAAGAGCUUCAGUCAGAGUAGUGGCCUUACUAACCAUCAACAAACUCAUCGAGACAGCAAACCUUAUAAAUGCUGGGAAUGUGGCAAGAGCUUCAGUCACAUCACCUCCGUUUCCCGGCAUCAAAUAAUUCAUAUAGGGGAGAAACGACAUACAUGUUUGGAGUGUGGAAAGAGCUUCAGCCACAGUUGGGACCUUACCUCGCAUCAAAGAGUGCACACAGGAGAGAAACCUUAUAAAUGUUUGGAGUGUGGAAAGAGCUUCAGUUGCAGCAGCUCCCUUACGUUACAUCAAAGAACUCAUACAGGGGAGAAACCGUAUACAUGUUUGGAGUGUGGAAAGAGCUUCAGUUGCAGUAGUAGCCUUAUUAGACACCGAAGAAAUCAUACAGGAGAGAAACCGUAUACAUGUUCAGAGUGUGGCAAGAACUUCAGUUGCAGCAGCUCCCUUACGUUACAUCAAAGGACUCAUACAGGAGAAAAACCGUAUACAUGUUCCGAGUGUGGAAAAAGCUUCAGUUGCAGUAGUAGCCUUACUAAACACCAAAGAACUCAUACAGGGAGGAAAUCUUAGAAAAGUUUGGCCUAUGGAAAGAACUUCUGUGAGAAGGGCUCCCUUACUAAUCUGAAAAGAACUCUUACAGGGAAAACAGAAAAGUUGGAGUGUAGGAAAAUCUUUAAUAAUUUCAAAUAACCCUACAGAGAGUAAGCCAAUGAUCGUGCUCAGCAUUAGAAUUUGCUUCCAUUAGAAUUUUUAUUCCUUUUACUGGCUGUGUUACAGAUUGUUCUCCCGAUCAGAGUUAGAUUUACAUAGCUAUAAGAUUGAGGCAAAAGGAGAAGGGGACGACAGAGGCGAGAUGGUUGGACAGUGUUCUCCAAGCUACUAACAUGAGUUUCACCAAACUGAGGGAGGCAGUGGAAGACAGGAGUGCCUUGCGUGCUCUGGUCCAUGGGGUCACUAAGAGUCACAUAAGACUAAACAACAACAAAAUUCUUUUUUUAAAAAAACAUAAUCUUUAUUAAAUUUACCAAAUAAAGACUGUUACAGAUCAAUUCGUUUGUUAACAUUUCCAGUUGUUUUCUUGUAGUGUAAAUAAUAUCAAUUAUAUUUCACAGCCUAAAAAAUGGUAGACAAAAUAAAUCACGAAUCUUGAAGUAAACCUAUCAAGAGAUAAAGGGGGGGGGGGAGAAAAUAAAAGAAGGAAAAAGCAAAAAGGAAAUAUAUAUAAAUCAAUUUCAAUCGUGUUUUCUAAUAUUGUGAUUCUGCGACUUCCCUUCUUCUUUUCUCACAGUCUUCCUCUUUUUGGCGUAUCAUUCCUUAUCCGUAUAAAAUUUUUAUUUAUUAUUUUAUGCAUAUGCCUAGGUGAAAUAUUUACAAUAUUUUAACAAAUAUUUCCUUAGAGACCUUACGACACUUGACAUUGCUUUAGUCAUACAUCUUGAUUUUUCUUAUUCCUCAAACCGACCCUUAACGGUUCGUGGUGCGGUUUUUGUCUAUUUUACUUGCAAUUGAUUUAAUCACAGAUUUUAUCUAUAUAUUUCAUAAAUUUACUCCAUUCUUUCAGAAGGGUUUCAUUGCUCUGGUAUCUGAUCCUUGCUGUUAGUUUAGCUAUUUCCAAGUAUUCUAUCAUUUUCUGUUGCCAUUCCUCUAAUGAUGGAAGUUGCUUUUGUUUCCACAGCCUUGCCAGGAGAAUCCUGGCCCCAGUUGUUGCGUAGAGAAAGAAUUUACGGUCGUUUUUCUCUAUGUCCUCCCCGACCAUCCCCAAUAGGAAGGCCUCUGGUGUUUUUUUAAAAGUGUAUCUUAAUAUUCUUUUCAACUCGUUGUAAGUACAUUCCCAAAAAGUUUUUAACUUAGCCCAUUUCCACCACAUGUGGAUGAAAUCCCCAUCUUUUUCGCCGCAUUUCCAACACCUCUUGUCUCCUGUCCUAUACAUCUUUGCUAACCUGGUUGGGGUGAGGUACCACCUAUACAUCAUCUUAAAUUCUCUUUCAGUGUGACGCUCGCUGUAAAUUUAAUUCCCGAAUUCCAAAGUUUGUACCAUUUUUCAAGUUCAAUAUUAUGGCCGAUGUCAAUGGCCCAGCGAAUCAUCACAGAUUUUACUGAUUCGUCCUUGGUAUUCCAUUCUAAUAGGAAUUCAUAGAUCUUAGUUAUCGUCUUUGUGUUAGAUUGAAUUACCAUUUUGUCCAGUUCUGAGGCCCCACUUUGGAAACAAAAUUCUAUUUUCUUUCCCAUGCAUUAUUUCCCAUGUAUUCUUCACAUGCGUAUACUGUUGCUUGAAUAUUUCUCCCUUCCCAAAGAUUUGUUAAUCUGGUGUGAAUUGAUCUGAUAUUUUUCAUAGAAACAAAUGCAUUCGCUGGUAUUCUGUCGACAUAUGGAAAGUAGAUCUUUGCAAUGAGAGUACAGCCCCUCAGAUCACACCUCUAAUGAACAAAUACUGUUGAAAAACAUAUACUGUAUACUAAACCUCGUUACGCAGUCAAGAGAGAAAUGAGAAUAGUAUAGGAGAUGCAUUGAUUUUCCAGCCUGUGUUUAGAGUGCUAAUAAGUUAAAAGGUUUCAGGAUUUGUGUUUCUUCACCUUCACCUGCCUAGGAGAGCUUUCAAUUUUAUGUCUCCGAAAUAUCCAGGCAGUGGCUGGUUCCUGAUGGGAUGUAUCUGUGCUGUGUGUUCUCCCCUCCCCUAGUAUUCUCCCCCCCUCAAAUUCUGGAAAGAAGAUGCAACCUCAUCCUGAACACUUGUGGGCAUAGUUUUGUGCUUCUGCACAUGCGCGAACGGUGAUCUGCUGCUUCUGCGCAUGCGCAAGUGGCGAGAUCUGGGAGUAACCCAUUCCGGUACUUCCGGGUUGCCGUGGUUUGCAAACCAAAGGUUUCGUAAAUCAAAGGCAAAUUUACCUGAGGCAACACUGUAUGUUUAAAAUACAAUUUUUAAAUAGUCAAAAAAUUUAAAAAUUCCUGUGUGUUAGUGAGAGAGUUUCCCUGUUGCAUAGUCUAGUGAUAGGCGAUAUUUUGGAACUGAACUCUGCUGAUCAAAUACCUGAUAGCGCAGGUAAUAGUCAAGCAAACUUAACACAUCUUCUCCAAUGGAUGCCUGUUGCUCAUGCCCCCAUCAUGGCUGCUUUGUUAGAAACUGUCCCCCACCCCCCAAUAUGUCUGUCGUUCACUAAAAUGCUUGCACUUCUCAUGACAAGGGACAAGCCCUUCCUGGGAAUACCUCGGCAGUGAGCUGCUGAACCCCAGACCCCAAAAGGAAAUACAACCUCAUCCAUCAGGCAAUGCUAAACACUGAAUUCUUUUUCAAAUGCAGUUUUUAAGAUAUAUUUGCACAGAAAUGUAAAAAAUGCCUGUGUUAGGAAAACAAUUGCCCUAGAACAGGGGUAGGGAACCUAAGGCCCAAGUGGCCCACGGGGCCCAUUUAACUGGCCCACGAGCCACCGCCCCCAAACCGAGCUCCCGGCUCAGUAGUGAGCCCCCGUGCACUGCACUAAACCAGCACAGCGUGGUGUGCAGACUUUCUUCCACAGCGUCGGAAAUCGCAGGGGAGGGAGGCUCGGUUAAUUUCGUUGUACACAGGUUGUGGAUUGACAAUAAAGUUGUUGUUAUUAUUAUUAUUAUUAUUAUUAUUAUUAUUAUUAUUAUUAUUAUUAUUCUCUUUCAUAGCUCUGAUCCGAGAGGAGUUCAGGGAGCAAACGGCCCUCUUACUCCCAUGGCAUCGCUCCCCCUGCCUUGCUGAGCUUCUGUGUGUCUGCUUCCUUGCAGCCAAGGGAUCUGAUGUUGUUCAGGCUCAUGCCGCCGUCUUUGCUGCCUUGUUAGAAGCUGCCCACUCACCCCCAUAUGUGUGUCACUCACUAUAAGGUUUGCACAAGCCAUUCCUCGUCACUUGCGGAGAGCCUGCCCAGACCCUAAUAUGUCUGUCUGGUGCUCUGCCACUUCUUGUGCCAAAGGUUGCCCAUUUUCCCACUAGGCACAUGGGGAAGAGGGGAAGCAGGCAAGGAAAUCCUUGAGGCCCAGUUUGCAGCUGAAAGCCCCUGGAAAGCCAGGAUCUAAGCCAGGAAGUGCAUGUUUUGCGAUGUUCCCGAUUUGCCCAAAAGGGCACUCAAAACUAUUGAAGAAUAUUUGCCACCAACUUUGGAACUCCCUGCCUAUUGAUACGAGGCAGUUGUUUUCACUGUACUCGUCAGCACCCGCUAAAGACAGUUUUGUUCAUGCAAGCCUUUCGAGAUGUGUCAAAUGUUGACACAUGGUCUAAUCCGGGUUUUAUCAUUUAUUUUAAUAUUUUUUAAAUAAUUAAAUAGUCGUUUUAACUUUUUUUUACUGACAAUUUCAUUGUUUUAUUUUUCCUGAACUGUGGAUAUUUUACGGAACAAAAUAAUAAAUGCCUACAAAAGAUGUAAUAGCAAAACAAGUGUGCAAUUCCUAAAAAGGCAUUUACAACCCCCCCCUACCAAGUAGGUUUUCUCAGGAGUCAGUCCCACUGUUCCCAACGGGUGCUUAAUCUCAGGGAAAAGCAUAUAAAUUCAGUUUUGGGAUUCCCCAGGCAGAAGAGAUUUGGGUCCUCUGAGGGUUAAAUGCAGUGAGAGAGGAAAGUAUUUUUUUCCUUCCUAUCUGCUUGCCUUAACUCUGCAGGCUUUCCCAAAAGGACUUGGGUGUUACAGAUCCUUUCCUCACUAUUAGCGCCACCUGGCUCAGAUACAGUUCCAUCACAAUGUGAUUUCUUAUAAGAAUCUGUGUUUGACAGUGGAACGGUCUCCCCUUCCUUGGAGGUUUUUAAGCAGAGGUUGGAUGGCCAUCUGUCAGGGAUGCUUUAACUGAGAUUCCUGUUGUGAGGGGCAAGGGAUAUCGCGAAGCCCCUCCCCUCCUGAGUUCCAGCCCAGACCCGAGCGAGGCUGAAAAGAAGGAAAGCUCCAGCUCAAGUGGGGAAACAGGAAGUGGGUUCCAAGGCUCUGGCAGGGAAAGAGAGUCAUCGUUCCAGGUGGGACAGGAAGGGGAAAGGAAGGGGGGCAGGCCAGUCCCCCCAACUCCGGAACUUCGCAAAAGGCGUCGGGGGAAGAGGAUGGGUCUCCCCAAGUUAUUAUGUUGGCGCAAAACGCGCCAAAAGCCACUGGGAGGUUCUGAUUCAAGCUAAACA
Zootoca vivipara (common lizard) is the source of this 9405-nucleotide messenger RNA. RefSeq lists its product as uncharacterized. Lineage: Eukaryota; Metazoa; Chordata; Lepidosauria; Squamata; Lacertidae. Gene Ontology annotation, molecular function: RNA polymerase II cis-regulatory region sequence-specific DNA binding; DNA-binding transcription repressor activity, RNA polymerase II-specific. Gene Ontology annotation, biological process: regulation of cytokine production; regulation of immune system process; negative regulation of transcription by RNA polymerase II. The record is from RefSeq and is a predicted model, not a curated record. Gene Ontology annotation, cellular component: nucleoplasm.